AUGUCUUGUUUGGACUGUUCCUGUAUUCUGCAUACACCAGUUGAAUCAAUCAGAUCACAAGAGCUAUCUGAGAGCAGCGUGCAUGAAUGCCUGGCUGAUUCUGAUCUAGCCUGGACUUCCCCAUCUACAGGAAGAAAUGAAAUGGUAUUUUGCUCUUCUAAUGUCUCUCACUAUCAACUCCAGCUGGAAAUAGGAAGGAGGUUCAACAACUUAACUUCAGUGUACCUUGCACGGCAUACUCCUACAGGCACACAAGUAGCUGUAAGGAUCACAGACCUAGAAAAUUGCUCUGAAGAGCAUUUGAAAGCCUUACAGAAUGAGGUGGUUUUAUCCCACUUUUUCCAGCAUCCCAACGUAAUGACGCUUUGGACAGUGUUUACAGCUGGUAGUUGGCUUUGGGUCAUCUCCCCGUUCAUGGCCUAUGGUUCGGCUAGACACCUGCUGAAGACUUACUUUCCUGAAGGAAUGAGUGAAGCUUUGAUAGGGAACAUUCUGUUUGGUGCAAUCAGAGGAUUAAAUUACAUGCACCAGAAUGGCUACAUUCACAGGAAUAUUAAAGCUAGCCACAUUCUGAUUUCAGGGGAUGGGCUGGUUUCUCUGUCUGGCUUAAACCACCUCUACAGUUUAGUUAAGAAUGGACAAAAGUCAAAGGUGGUAUAUGAUUUCCCAGAGUUUAGUACCUCUGUGCUUCCUUGGCUGAGUCCUGAACUACUGAGACAGGAUUUGUCUGGGUAUAACAUGAAGUCUGACAUUUACAGUGUGGGAAUUACAGCGUGUGAAUUAGCCAGUGGACAUGUUCCAUUUCAAGAUAUGCGUCCCACUCAGAUGCUGCUGCAAAAGCUGAAAGGUCGCACAUAUUGUCCUUGGUAUAUAAAUACCUUUCCCCGUGGGGAAUCCAGGAUGAAGAAUUCGCAGUCAGGUGUUGAUUCUGGAAUUGGUGAGAGCAUGACACAAACAAUGACCAGUGAAAGACUGCAAAUUCCCUUUUCCAAAACGUUUUCACCUGCUUUCCACAACUUGGUAGAACUUUGCUUGCAACAGGACCCUGAGAAAAGGCCAUCAGCAAGCAGUUUGCUUUCGCAUACGUUCUUCAAACAGAUAAAAGAACAAACACAGAAUUCACUACUGUCUCUAUUACCACCUCCUAUUCAAAAUAACAGAUCAGAGUUCUUGGCAGUGCCCGCAUCAGCAGCUGGGACUGAACUUGGACAUAUUACUGCAAACCAAGAUGAUACCGACUGGGAAUUCUAAAUAAAUACCAAACAAUCAUACCUCUCCUGUACUUCAAAGAAGGAAAAUGUGAUUUGUAUUUGCUGCUUUAGUUUGUAUGGUUACAAUACAAUUAGACAAGGUAUACUUGAAAAUGCAAUUGAAGUGGUUGUAUUUUAUUAACUGCUUCCUCUGUUGGCAUCACGAAGUGCACCGUGCCUCACUUUCUGACCAUAAGGAAAACUAUAUAUAGAUAAUGGCUGAAU
Messenger RNA from Opisthocomus hoazin, 1475 nucleotides. The record is from RefSeq and is a predicted model, not a curated record. Lineage: Eukaryota; Metazoa; Chordata; Aves; Opisthocomiformes; Opisthocomidae.